AUGUCUGAAACAAAGUUGAAGGAUAAAAGAUGGUCGCUGGAAGGUAUGACUGCAUUAGUAACUGGAAGAACCAAAGGCAUUGGGUUCGCAAUUGUGGAAGAGUUAGCAGAAUUUGGAGCAGCGGUGCAUAUAUGUUCACGUAAGGAAGAUGAUAUUAACAAAUGUUUGGAAGAGUGGAAAAGAAAAGGGUUUAAUGUAACAGGAUCAGUAUGUGAUAUACUUAGUCAUGAACAACGGAAGAGAUUAAUGGAAACUGUUUCUUCUAUCUUUCACGGAAAGCUCAAUAUUCUAGUCAUCACCUCAGGUAAGAACUUUCACUUUAUCACAACUUAUGAAGUAUACAUUCCCAAUUUGCAAAGACAUAUAGAUAAAUGUGAUAUUAACAUGAACACUACAACAGAUGGAGUCAUUCUACCUGUUUGUGUGCCUAAAUUGGAACCAACUGUUGUGCUAUCUAAUUACACUCAUAAUGAUAUCUAUGCAAAGUUUCUCAACAAUUCAAAGUACACUGGAGUUGGACUUAAUUCUGAGGAUGAUUGGAUGGUUCUUGUUCUUACUACUACUACAACUACUGGAACUUUCUCUGCAGCAACUUCUCUUCAUGCUAAUCUUGUUUCGAUGGCUUUCUUGUUUGUGGUGAUUCUCAUCAUCAACUCCAAACCUUGA
This is a messenger RNA of Vicia faba (fava bean), 666 nucleotides long. The record is from the annotation of a GenBank genome assembly. Lineage: Eukaryota; Viridiplantae; Streptophyta; Magnoliopsida; Fabales; Fabaceae.